UGGGAUGCGAUAACAGAGAUGGAUGAACAGAACCGACCUAUCCAUACCUUCCAGGUGUGUCAUGUGAUGGAGCCCAACCAGAACAACUGGCUACGGUCCAAUUGGAUCCAGCGCCAGGAAGCACAGAAGGUGUACGUGGAGCUGCGCUUCACCCUGAGAGACUGUAACUCCAUCCCUUGGGUGUCUGGUACCUGCAAGGAGACCUUUAACCUCUUCUACCUCCAGACAGAGGAGCCACACGCCGCCGCCUCCCGCUUCAGACCUGCCGACUACGCCAAGGUGGACACCAUUGCUGCCGAUGAGAGCUUCACACAGACGGACCUGGGAGACCGCGUUCUGCGCCUCAAUACGGAGGUCAGAGAGGUCGGCCCGGUGACCCAGAAGGGCUUCUACCUGGCGUUCCAGGAUGUGGGGGCGUGUAUCGCUCUGGUCUCCGUCAAGGUGUUCUAUAAGCGCUGUCCAUCCACUCUGAGGAACCUGGCAGCGUUCCCAGACACGGUACCAAGGGUCGACUCCUCCUCGCUGGUGGAGGUGCGGGGAGCGUGCGUGGAGAACGCAGAGGAGAGGGACACGCCCAAACUGUACUGUGGGGCGGACGGGGACUGGCUGGUUCCUCUGGGGCGAUGCGUCUGUAGUCUGGGACAUGAGGAGAUUGACGGAAUCUGCCAGGCGUGUAGACCAGGGUCCUACAAGGCUUUGUCAGGGAUUAUCAAGUGUUCCAAGUGUCCUCCCCACAGUUCCAGCCAUGACCAGGCAGCCACGCUCUGCCACUGUGACAAAGGCUUCUACCGGGCAGCCAAGGACCCCUCCACCAUGGCAUGCACACGCGCUCCAUCGGCCCCCAGGAACCUGAUCUCUCUCAUUAACGAGACGGCUCUAUUCCUCACCUGGUCUCCGCCUAGCGACAGUGGUGGCAGGAAGGACCUCACAUAUAACAUCAUGUGCCAGCGCUGUGGCGCCUCCGGUGGGGAGGAGGACUGUGAGCCGUGUGAGACCGACCUGCGUUUCGUACCACGCCUCCUGGGACUCACCGGGACCUCGGUGGCUAUUCUGGACUUUGCCACACACGCCAACUACACCUUCCACGUAGAGACGGUCAAUGGAGUGUCUGGACUGGGAGGAAACCCCAGACCCCUGGCUAACAUCACUGUUACUACUGACCAGACUGGUCCUUCUCUGGUUGGCGUGGUGAGGAAGGACUGGGCGUCUGACAACAGUAUCGCCCUCUCCUGGACGGAGGUGGAACAGCAGCCUAACGUCAUACUGGACUAUGAGAUCAAGUACUACGAUAAGGAACAGGAACAGUCGGGCUACUCAUCGACCCGUACCAAGGCCCUGGGCGUCGUCGUGACCGGUCUCAAGCCCUCCACUGUGUACGUGUUCCACGUGCGCGCUCGCACCGCCGCAGGCUUCACCGCUUACAGCAACACGGUUCACUUCUCCACCGGGGACGAGUACUCAGGCAUGGCAGCUGACCAGGGGCAGGUGCUCGUGGUUGUCACGGCAGCCGUGGGCGGGUUCUCCCUGGUCAUCAUCCUCACCCUCUUCUUCCUCAUCACCGGACGGUGUCAGGUGUUCAUCAAGGCUAAGAUGCAGUCAGACGAUAAGAGGAGGGCUCACUUUCAGAACGUGCUCCCUUUCCCUGGUAUCAAGACGUAUGUGGAUCCUGACACAUAUGAAGACCCAACGCAGGCUGUCCACGAGUUCACCAAGGAGAUAGAUCCUUCUAGAAUACGCAUCGAGAGGGUGAUAGGAGCAG
Messenger RNA from Oncorhynchus kisutch (coho salmon), 1759 nucleotides. RefSeq names its product ephrin type-A receptor 6-like. Gene Ontology annotation, biological process: axon guidance; ephrin receptor signaling pathway; protein phosphorylation. Lineage: Eukaryota; Metazoa; Chordata; Actinopteri; Salmoniformes; Salmonidae. The transcript is spliced from 11 exons. Gene Ontology annotation, molecular function: ATP binding; protein binding; transmembrane-ephrin receptor activity. Gene Ontology annotation, cellular component: dendrite; plasma membrane. The record is from RefSeq and is a predicted model, not a curated record. The annotation marks the transcript as partial.